Molecule: messenger RNA, 984 nt
Organism: Penicillium pulvis
Lineage: Eukaryota; Fungi; Ascomycota; Eurotiomycetes; Eurotiales; Aspergillaceae
Product: mitochondrial carrier
Exons: 2
Coding region: 1-984 (327 amino acids)
Biological process (GO): transmembrane transport
Source: RefSeq, a predicted model, not a curated record
AUGACGUCCCCACGAGCAGAAGAGAUCAAUAAAAAUUUGAUUCGAGAGGAGCAACAAAAAGAAAGAAAUUUGAGCCAGAUAUGGCGCAAGGGAUUGGCUGGAGGGUCGGCAGGAUGUGCUGCUAAAACAGUUGUCGCACCUCUAGAGCGGGUAAAAAUUCUGUUUCAGACGGCGCAUUUCGGGUACGUGCGGCAUACAACGCACUGGCUCGGCUUUGUUCAUGCCAUUCAAGCAAUCAGGCAGAAUCAUGGGAACCAAGCACUAUUCCAAGGCCACUCGGUCACAUUGCUACGGAUCUUCCCGUACGCUGCCAUAAAUUUCCUCGCCUAUGACCAGAUUCGAGCCACUCUAAUCACAUCUCCUAAUCAUGAGACUCCCUUUCGUCGCUUGAUCUCUGGCAGUCUAGCCGGUGCUAUAUCGACAUCAUGCACAUAUCCUUUUGAACUUAUCCGAGUGCAUUUGGCCGUCCAGACAAAAGACAUAUCGCUGAUUGCAACCUGCCGAGAAAUCUACCAUGAUGGUGGAUUUGCCAGCUUUUACCGGGGGUAUGCUCCCACAUUGUUAGGGAUCUUGCCUUACGCUGGCACUUCCUUUUUCACCCACGAUGUCAUUGGCGACUGGCUCCGUUCCCCAAAGCUGGCCCCAUAUACGGCCCUUGACCCAUCCAAACAGACACAGAGCGGGAAGAAGCGUCUUCAGUUGACUGCAGUUGCAGAGCUGACUUCUGGAGCUCUGGCUGGCUUGGUGGCGCAGACAGUCUCUUAUCCUUUGGAGAUCAUACGUCGACGCAUGCAGGUAAACAGGAGGGACAUGCAAAGCGGUCGUCGAGCAAGCAUUUUUCAGACAGCUCGGACUAUAUACUUGGAAAGAGGCAUGCGAGGCUUCUACCUGGGCCUGACGAUUGGCUAUAUCAAGAUUAUGCCUAUGGUAGCGACAAGCUUUUUUGUUUACGACCGCAUGAAAGCAUACCUGGGCGUGUACUAG